This is a messenger RNA of Scutellospora calospora, 1418 nucleotides long. The record is from the annotation of a GenBank genome assembly. NCBI's taxonomy places the organism in Eukaryota, Fungi, Glomeromycota, Glomeromycetes, Diversisporales, Gigasporaceae.
CUGCAGCUGCUUCUAUUUAUUGCAUAAACGAUUUAAGACAAGUGAGAUUAAAUCCAUAUUCCAACUUUAUGCUCGUAGAUAUUGGAGGUGGUUCAAUAUUAAUUGCAAUAUAUAAACUUUCUGCUGAUGGAAAACCAAAUGAAUUAAUGGAAUAUUCUAGUAAUUUAUGUGGUAGUGCUUAUAUCGAUAAAGAAUUUAUACGAUAUCUUUGUGAAAAUUUUGAUUUAUAUGAUGCUUUACAAAGAUUACAAACUAAUAAUUAUGAUCAAUUACAAUAUCUUGCUCAAGAAUUUUGUCAAAAAGCUAAAUUUUCUUUUACUGGUGAUCCUUCAAAUUUUAAACCUAUAAGUAUAGAUUUGGAAGAUACUUGUCCUGCUAUAUUAAAAUAUGUUACUGGUGAUGUUAGAGAUAAUAUGAUAGAUGCUGAAUGGAUAAUUGAAUUAGCUUUCGAAGAUGUUAAAGCAAUGUUUGAUCCUGUAAUUCAAAGAAUUAAUUCUCAUAUAGGAAAUCAUUUAGUAACUUCAAAAAAUAAGUGUGAUGCUAUGUUUCUUGUUGGUGGAGGUAGUGAAAAUCUGUAUUUACAAGGACAAAUUAAAUUAGCUUUUGGUCAAUAUUUUACAUUCAUUGAAAGUCCUAAACAACCAAUUACUGCUAUAGUUCGUGGUGCUGUACAAUAUGAGAUAGAAAAGACUAAAAAUAUACCACGUGUUGUACCUUCUAUGUACGAAUUAAAUAAUUUGAAUAGUAUGAAAAACUUUCAAAAUUCAAGUAUCGGUAAAUCACAUGGAUCUUUACAUAGUAUAUCACCUGGAUCUGUACAUAGUAUGCCACCUGGAUCUUUACAUAAUAUACCACCUGGAUCUUUACAGUAUGAACCUGGAUCUUUACAAUAUCAACCUGUUAAGAGUGCGAUUAUUCCAAAUGAAAAUGUACAUAAUGGGUUAGAGAACAAGAUGGACGCGUUACUCAUACAAGAUUGGAAUCCUUUUACUAAUCCAUUUAAAUUAGGUUCAAGAACAUUAAGAUAUACUUAUGGUGUUCAAGUUGUAAAGAAAUGGAAGAAAGGAGAUCCACCUGAGCGUAAAACUCCAAAUGGCUUAAUGAAUAUUUUUUAUCCUUUAAUAAAAGCCAAUACUAUUGUUAAGGUUGAUCAAGCAGUUGGAUAUGUUGCAAGGCCAUCUGAUCCACAACAAAAGGAUAUGACAUUUAAUAUUUACGUCUCUCAAGAAAUAAACCCGAAAUAUUGUGAUGAACGAGGAAUGAGACAUUUUGGAACUCUUAGAGUUGAUCUUUCAGAUAUGCACCUUGGAAAAAAACGACUCAUAGAAUUUUCAUUAGUUUUUGGCAUGUCAGAAGUGAAAGCUGAAGCAAAGAAUAAAAAGACUGGAAUGGUUUAUCGAGCUACAAUGAAAUCAUGA